Molecule: messenger RNA, 10117 nt
Organism: Myxocyprinus asiaticus (Chinese sucker)
Lineage: Eukaryota; Metazoa; Chordata; Actinopteri; Cypriniformes; Catostomidae
Product: protein Smaug homolog 1-like
Exons: 14
Coding region: 754-2793 (679 amino acids)
Biological process (GO): regulation of mRNA stability; negative regulation of translation; nuclear-transcribed mRNA poly(A) tail shortening
Cellular component (GO): P-body
Molecular function (GO): translation repressor activity; mRNA binding; protein binding
Source: RefSeq, a predicted model, not a curated record
UUGCUCUAACAUCGUCCAGUUUUUGAUGUGGAAAUCUCUUUUUGUCCCUAAAAUUCCCUGAUCUCCGGUCAGUCGACUCCUGUAGGAUAAAGCAAUACGAUCUGCUGCUAACUCCACUCUCUAUUUUUGUGCUUCCUUGUGCUGCCAAGCCCCUGACGUAAUGCUCCGUGUUAAUUAUUAGCAUGUGGGAAGCGAUGCCGAGACUCUCCUCUGCUGUUGCUUCAACAAGAGCUGACUGACUGCGGGGAGAAAAACCUCGUCAAGAUGGCCAAACACACUGACCCAGAGUGAAGGGGCACCGUUUCCCCGUCCAGUCCUGCCCUGUCCUGCGACCAGCACCCAUGCAACUGCGCCUUUAGAUGUUCUCUGAGGAAAAUGCUGUCAAGAAUGAAGCUGGACAGACUCCAUUUGCAGGAGCAAAGUUGAGGAACACUCUGUAAGCCCAUCGUGGCCAGACGGUUGGAGAGCUCCACCAUCUCAAAAGCUUUAAACAGGGAUUCCCUGCCACCAAGCCCAAGAACCAAGAAUGAAUAUGCAACACGUUGGUGCCCCAUAGCAAAUAACAUCUCAAAGGGUUUUUUUUUUUACUGUCAAACUGCAAAGUAAAAGGGGUAAUCAAUUGCAUUUUUGGAUACGUCGGCAUAACGAGGGUCCAUUUAGCUGAGGAAGGAAUCCAAAGGGUCUUGGCCAUCUCUCCCUCUUGCAACAAACCCGAAUUCCUAGUCCUGGUGCCCUGUGCCUGCCCACUAGAUCAUGAUGUUUCGUGACCAGGUGGGAGUCCUCGCCGGCUGGUUUAAGGGGUGGAAUGAGUGCGAACAGACAGUGGCGUUAUUGUCGCUCCUCAAGCGGGUCAGUCGGACCCAAGCACGCUUCCUGCAACUCUGUCUGGAGCAUUCCUUGGCGGACUGCACUGAGUUGCAUGUUCUGGAAAGGGAGGCCAAUAAUCCAGUGGUGAUCAGUCAGUGGCAGAGUGAGCCAAAAGAGCGGGUCAUCUCUCUGGUUCUCACCCAUCUGCCUCUCCUUAAACCAGGCAAUGCCGAGGCCAAAGUAGAGUACAUGAGUCUUCUGCCAAAGAUCUUGGGGCACACCAUCGAACAUGGCCGUCACCUUGAGGAAAGCAGGCAGCUUCUGUCCUACGCCCUCAUCCACCCUGCAACCUCCCUCGAAGACCGGGCGAACCUCGCCCUUUGGCUCAACCACCUUGAAGAACGAGCAGCUGCACGAGUAGCUGGAGACUCCCUGGAGCGAGCGCCUUCAUCUCACCACGGGCAACCUCCUCAUCUUUACCCCCAUCAUCAACGCUAUGGCUCAGAUGACCGCCUCAAUGGCUGGCAGAGCUCAAGAGACUCUGGACUUGGAAGUUGGCAGCAGCAGCAACAGAGCUGCGAAAACGGGCACCUCUCACUGUACCCAUCAUCUUCUGUGCCCUCUACAAUCAACGCUGUGGGUACAAGCAGCGGGACCAACACAAUUCUGCCGGGUGGGCAGCACAGUCCUCUGAGGCGUUCAGUGUCUCUGACCCCUCCGAUGAGUGGUGGAUCAAACCAGCCUCUGGGGCACGGCUGGCUGUCUCAGGAGGACCUGCGUCCCCGUGGGCCAGCCCCCGACCACGCCCCUCUCUCUCCUCAGAGUAGCGUUGCAUCCUCGGGCAGUGGAGGCAGCGAGCACCUGGAGGAGCACGCCGCUCUCCGUAGUACAUUCCAUGAGGAGGGCAGUGGAAUGAGAGAUGUGCCAGGGUGGCUGAAGAGUCUUCGUCUCCACAAGUACGCGGGGCUCUUCUCCACUAUGACCUACGACGAGAUGAUGUCACUGACAGAGCAUCAGUUGGAAGCGCAGCAAGUUACCAAAGGGGCACGGCACAAGAUCAUCAUCAGUAUACAGAAGUUGAAAGACAGGCAGAACAUGCUGCGCUGUUUAGAAAAGGACAUUCUGGAGGGAGGGAAUCUACGUGCCCCUUUACAGGAGCUCCACCAGAUAAUUCAGUCCCCCAUUAAGGCAUGCAGCACGGAGGAGUCGUCACAGCGCCACAUGCUGAGUGCAGAGGGGAAGAGCAGCAUUGCCAGCUCCAACUUGGGCGGAGGAGAGACAGAGGGCAGCUCCACGGUCAUAGCCGAGGGAGACAUCCCUGCUCAGUUCACUCGCGUCAUGGGCAAAGUUUGCACACAGCUCCUUGUCUCCGGGUCAGAUGAGGAGAACAUUAGUUCCUACCUACAGCUUAUUGAUAAGUCAUUAAUCCAUGAGGCCUUCACAGAGACGCAGAAGAAGAGGUUGUUGUCAUGGAAACAGCAGGUGCAGGUGCAGUUCCGGUCAAUUUCACGCAAAACUCUCCUGGACUUAACAGGUCCCAGACGAAGCAGCCGUUACGGCCAGUCCAACUCCCUUCCUACCACGGGCUGCGUGGGCAGUGGCGUGCCCACCCGGAGGAACCUGCGCCAGUAUCAGAUGCGGAGUUUGCCUGGUGCAAGACUCGGCCUUUUGGGUACCACUGGCCUUUUCCGACCAACCCCCCGAAGUGGCAGCAGCACCCCUACUGGCCUGAAACAGGGACGACAGGGUUUGUGGUUUGCCAACCCAGGGGGCAGUAACAGCAUGCCCAGCCGCACCCACAGCUCAGUUCAGAGGACUCGAUCGCUACCUGUUCACACCAACCCACACACCAUGGCCAUGUUCCAGCAAACAGAUUUACAGGUGCCUGUGACUGAGCCAGACAUCAAUAACCGUUUGGAGUCUCUAUGUCUCAGCAUGACAGAACACGCUCUUGGAGAUGGUGUUGACCGAACUUCAACUAUCUGAAAGAAGAGGGUGCACAAGGAGACGGCAUACCCGGCAGCAGGGGAAAAGGUCAUUGCGAGGUCACAAGCCCCUCUGUCUAUAAACUUCCCCCUCACCUAACCUGCUCACCUACCAUCGCAGCCAACAGGAGAGGUGGUCUUCGGUUUGGGACGUGGUCUACACAGUGCCAAUCAUCAUAUUCGGAAAGGCUUUACACAAGCAAGUUCUGUCACCUCGACUACUUCAGCGCAUUUACAUUCGAUUUUAACACAAAAAGUGGGACAUUUCAAACCUGCACUUCCUUAGAAGAAUGCUGCAAAGGGUCUAUGUGUCGACAGGCCAUUAAGGGGGGUCCGUCAGGAGGUAGCGGUCCUUCCUGGAACAGUUCACAUUGUUCAGUCUAGGACGUCACGUCACAACAUAUCCAAACCAACCAGCACACGAAACCAGAUAACAGACAUAAGGGUUGCAAAUUAGAUGUUUUCUGUUCGUUGCUCAGAGGUUUAAUGAAGUACCUCUGCGUAGAGGCUAAAAUAUUACUUAGUAUGUUGUUUACAUUUACACUUACACUUUACCGUCAAGGAUUUUUUUAGGUGCGAGUGUUGUCAAAAUCCAAGGACGGUGUAAAGCUUUAGAUUCCUAAACUGCUCCAUAGUUUACAAGUGUUUUUGACAUUUUGUUUUCCUAGUUUUUCCUAGACAGAGAUAGAGAGAUGGAUGGUACUCCAAGGAAAGAUAGAGAGGGAAUGUUAGAGAGCGAGAGCAGAGCAGAGACAUGAUUAAAAGGGGAAACAGAAAGUGAUGUAGUCGCUGGAGAUGUGAAGGGAGUGUGGCAUGUCGUAGAUGGAUUCUGACAGAAGGAGCAGGGGUCGAGGGAAAUCAGGAGGUCACAGUUUGUCUCUAGCAUCAGCAGAUAUUUGGGAGAAAUGCCAGCAAAUGCAUGUAGAUGUGUAUGUUGAAGAGCAGCAGGUGAACAUGUAGGUCAGAGAUAUGCAGGCCCAGACGGAAUAUGCAGACUGUUUUGCUUUUGGAGGGAAAUCUGCAGUAUGUAGUCUGUUUUGGAGAAAAUUCCAAACAGCUGUUUUGUUGGGGUCCAAUAAGACCUGGUAAAGUACAGAAAAUAUACAACACCUCCCUUUUUAUUAUGAGCAUGAUCAUUGGCAUAGGCUUGUUUUUUUUUUUACACUUAACACCAGGUUUUUUUCAAAUAUAUUGUAUCUGAAUAGAGCGCCACCUACUGUAUAAAUCAGUGGUGGUACUAUUAUCUACUCUUUUACAGUAGAUAUAAAGUUCAUUUUGAGUAAAAAAAAAAAAAAAAGAUGAUAAUGUUUGAAAUAAAUACAGAUUCAUGGUUUUUAUUCAAAAACAUUUUUAUUUCAGAAUAUAAACGUCUACCUGGUUGAUGAAAAAUUUGCAAAAAAUGCCAUAGACUUCCAUUGAAAAGACAUAUCUUGGGAUCGGGAUGUCAUAGAGACUUUGGAGUUGUCUCUUUUGACUUGGGCCACUAUCUUGCAACCAUUUAGUAAUGCUCUAGCAACCACUUAGCAACGCCCGAGUAAUCAUGCAAAACACCCUGACAUUGCAUAAAUAUAAAAAAGUAUCAUAAAAAUGUAAUACAGUUAUAUUAUGUAAUUAAUAAAGGUUAGUUUUUCAGUGUUUUUAACUCUUAAAAAAUUUCAAAAAUGACCCAAACAUAACGGGAGGGUUAAACAUGGUAAACAAAAACAAAAAAGUACAUUUAUGCAUUUAUCAGCCUUUUUUUCCUCAGAGACGAGCCCCCAACCUUAGCAUCGAGUUGCUGGAACAGAAGAAUACUUAAGUCUUAUUGGACAAAAUAUUUCAGAAACCAGUAUGCAAUGGUUGGGGUACGUGUAGAACUUUGUGAAUGACCAGCAUAGAAAAUCUGUAGAAAUGUUGCAGGUGCAGAUUCCGUGUGGGCCUUUACGGUUUUAUGCUAUCUGUAAAUGCACAGCAGUUAGAGGGAAUGUUGAUAUUUUGUUUAUUCAAUUUUGGGAAUAUUGUAAGUUUCGUGUAAGUUUUCAAAAGGUCUCUGUGAAGUACAUUUAUUUGGGAUAUCUCAACACUUUGUCAGCAGGAUGUAGAUAUUCAAAGAUAUAUGUCAUACCAAAAUAUCCUUGAACAAUAGAGGAGAAAUUCACUGUAACAGAUUUGCAAAACUAACCCACCAGUUAUUAGUGCAGAGCGCCACCUGGAGGUGAAACACUGCACAAUACAGUGGAAUGUCCUCUGCAUGUCCUUUUUUUUUUUUUUUUUAGUAUUGUCUUAAUAUCAGCCAUUAGUUAAUCAUGCCAGGUGUAAAACUAGUUUGUUUACAAUUAAGAACGAGCUCUUUAGUCGGACAAUUUUGAACUCUGACAAGUGAAGAUCUGAUUUUCUGCACGGAAAGGGUCUUGAUUUUAAAUCUAAAAGGGUUUUUGCUAUAAUUAUUUUAAUUUAGGACAUUAAAGUCCUUUUAUGAGGGUGUUAAGUGAUUGUUAGUGUAUCUUUUAUUUAGAUUGUUCCUAUAGUAACUUUGCUUUUCCUGCCCUUGGUGCUGUGAAUCUUUGCUGAAAACCAUCAAAAGUGGAUUUGCAAUAGCGUGCAAUAGACUUUCAUCAGCAACAUGGUGUGAUGCGUAACUGGGGCGGAGGGGGGGAUUGUGCAUCUAAGAAACAGGAAAUGGACUGGCAACCUGGAACUGUGCAAACUGUGCAACUAAUGUACAAGGAAAGCUAUUGACAUAGUGAGCCCACCCCUCCAUUACCCCACAAUUCCCUCAAAAGAUACUCUAUAUCACCACACAGGAGGACUGUAAAACGUAGUUCUUGCCAACACAGUGCAGGGUGUGAAAAAAAAAAAAAACACUCCUGAGCACAGGGUAAAAGGGCACUUUGACACAUCCAUUGAGUGGUGUUUUAUCAUAAGAUGAAAUUCGGAUGUCAAGGCAAAUAAAACACACACACACACACUUACACAUUAAAAGCUGCCUAAAAGAAUGUCUGUCUCAUGCAUGCCACCCAAUAACACUGUUUUAAGUGCUAUGUUGACUAUGCAGUAUAUCGAUUAUGAUUGGUGCCUCCAAACUAGUGCAUGAAAUGCCUUAAAUGGAAUAGUAGCUGGCGUUGCAUUACAAAGCAUGUUAGAAAACUGUUUUAGGGUAGCUAUAAAACCCAUCGUGUGGCAUCUUGUGUAUUUUUACACUUGCAUCUUGUUUAGAGGUGCAUUUGUUUAUGUGUAUGAAAAGCCACUUAUCACUGCCAUUUGAAUGAAAACAAUUAGCAGAUUCAAAUGAUUAUUUAUUCUUUUUUCUAGUGUUGAUGGAGAGGUUAUUGUAUUCAUUUAGAUGUAUUAUUUAAAAUACAUGGGUAUUAACUUUUCUAUGGCUGGUAACCAUAAGUACAUCUCAAAUAACCUAGUUAUUGUUUUGUUUUUUGUUUUGUUUUUUUUGGACUUGUUUUUCCCAAUUUGCUUUCUUUGUUAUGGCAAAAAAAAAAAAAAAAAAAAUGUGCCUGAAAGUCAAAAGACAUCUGUUUCUUGUUAUUAUUAUUUUUUCUUUCUUUCUUGCGAUUACUUAUAAAUGCUUAUAUUUUCUAACCCCCUCCCUAGACGGUGUAUUUUAAGGAAAAUGUGUUUUUUUUACUUUGUCACAAUUCGUUGUAAACAAAGAGCCAGUUUUGUUUGUGAUGUUUUACAUGAUCUGGCUGUGUUUCUGUUGCUGUUUUGAAUUUCUCCAGGUUCACUUGUCUGAUCACCUCAGCUGUUACAUUAAGUUAAAUGCCAAAAUCCAUCCUGCCCCGUUGACGUAACGCGAUCGUAGGUAUCUACGAUGAAUGUUGCACAGCUUGUGAUUGGAUAUUGAAAAAGGAUACGUAUUCAGCUCUGGUUUUCCAAAGGUGGUAGAAGAAAGUAGAUCCAAUAAGGGGUCGUUCAGACCGAAGAUGUUUUUGUGUCCGUCUUUGCUGUGUUUUAAUUUUAAGCAUGCGCUAGACGGAUGUCUUUUUUUUACCAUUAGAAAACUCACGUAGGAGCGAGUCAAGUUAAAGGAAUGUUCCGGGUUCAAUACAAGUUAAGCUCAAUCAACAGCAUUUGUGGCAUAAUAUUGAUUACCACAAAAGUUAAUUUAGUCUUGUCCUCCUUUUCUUAAAAAAUCUGGAUUACCAUCAGUUGCUAACAAUAGAACUGAAUGGGGCAAAUCGGUAAACAUUAUUACGCACUGUUUUAAAAGUAUAGCCACAAGACUUAAACGAUAUGCAUGUUAACAAUAUUUUAAUGUGAUAAAAUCACUUACCUUUUCUGUGUACAAUUAUAUCAAAUUUUACAACUUCGUUGCUAUGACAAUGCAAUGCUGUAAUCCCACAAAAACGACAAUUUAAACUACAGCUCAAAUAACUCGAGUUUUAACAAAUGUAAGGGUUAAAAUGUAAGUGCUUCUAUAAAAUUAUAAGCUUUGUAUUUCUGCAUUUAAACCCUCCGAAAAUUGGCCCCAUUCACUUCCAUUGUAAGUUUUUUUUUUUUUUUUUGGAAGAAGAAGAAAAGGAAUACAUUUUUGUGGUAAUCAACAUUUUGCCACAAAUGCUGUUGAUUGAGCUUAACUUGUAUUGAACCCGGAACAUUCCUUUUAAGCUUUAUUGUGUUUUUGUCCAAAUGUAUUCAACUGCAACCAUGCAGAAAAAAAUAAACGAUGCUGUAACAGUGUUAAUGUAUACAUGCUACUUUGGUAUUCCGAAACGAUAUGGAUUUUAGCGUUGAUGAAGUCUUGAUUGUUCGAUUGUUUUGUAAAAGUUUCUGCACAUUAGCAUAUUGGAAUAUAUCCGAUGCUGAUUGGUUUUAUUUUUUUAUUUCAUUUUUUGUUUUUGUUGUUUUUUUAAACAUGCAUCUAUACUGUAACAAAGUCUCUCUUUUUUCUUUUUUUUUUUUUUUUUUUUGCUAUACUAUGCUCUUUGAUUUAUUUUUAUUUUUUUGUUACUUUUGAGAGCCGAUGUCCUGUAUUGACUGCAGGCCAACGUACAUAUACGUAUAUAUAUAUAAAAUAUAUAUUUUAAAAGAAUCCUAUGUUUAUGACAAAAUCAAAUCAAAUAAAAAGAAGUGAGAUGGAAAAAAAAAUGGUAAUUUAUAUUUUAGAGAUGCAUGCGAGAGGCUGGGAGGUCAUAUCUAGAAUAUCUAGAAUAACAAAUGGCAGUGCCUUUUUUUUUUUUUUUUUGUAUUCAGAAAAAUUCUGUAUUUGUAUUUACCCUAAAUGUAAAUGAAUUUAUAUGGCUCUAAAAUAUAGAGAUAAGCAUUCAUGGUCAAACCCUUUAAAUCAUACAAAGACAUAUGAGCUAUUUGCGAUAUAUUUGGUGUCGAUUAUGUCUAAUAGGAGCGUGCUGGUUGUUCAUGGGAAUCUGUAUGCUUUAGGUACAGUUGAAGUCAGAAGUUUACAUACACCUCAGCCAAAUACAUUUAAACUCAGUUUUUCACAAUUCCUGACAUUUAAUCGUAGAAAACAUUCCCUGUCUUAGGUCAGUUAGGAUCACUACUUUAUUUUAAGAAUGUGAAAUGUCAGAAUAAUUGUAGAGAGAAUGAUUUAUUUCAGCUUUUAUUUCUUUCAUCACAUUCCCAGUGGGUCAGAAGUUUACAUACACUUUGUUAGUAUUUGGUAGCAUUGCCUAUAAAUUGUUUAACUUGGGUCAAACGUUUUGGGUAGCCUUCCACAAGCUUCUCACAAUAAGUUGCUGGAAUUUUGGCCCAUUCCUCCUGACAGAACUGGUGUAACUGAGUCAGGUUUGUAGGCCUCCUUGCUCACACAUGCUUUUUCAGUUCUGCCCACAAAUUUUCUUUCGGAUUGAGGUCAGGGCUUUGUGAUGGCCACUCCAAUAUCUUGACUUUGUUGCCCUUAAGCCAUUUUGCCACAAAUUUGGAGGUAUGCUUGGGGUCAUUGUCCAUUUGGAAGACCCAUUUGCGACUGAGCUUUAACUUCAUGGCUGAUGUCUUGAGAUGUUGCUUCAAUAUAUCCACAUAAUUUUCCUUCCUCAUGAAUCCAUCUAUUUUGUGAAGUGCGCCAGUCCCUCCUACAGUAAAGCACCCCCACAACAUGAUGCUGCCACCCCCAUGCUUCACGGUUGUGAUGGUGUCCUUCGGCUUGCAAGCCUCACCCUUUUUCCUCCAAACAUAACAAUGGUCAUUGUGACCAAAAAGACCAGAGGAAAUGUCACCAAAAAGUAAGAUCUUUGUCCCCAUGUGCACUUGCAAACUGUAGUCUGGCUUUUUUAUGGCAGUUUUGGAGCACUGGCUUCUUCCUUGCUGAUCAGCCUUUCAGGUUAUGUUGAUAUAGGACUCAUUUUACUGUGGAUAUAGAUACUUGUCUACCUGUUUCCUCUAGCAUCUUCACAAGGUCCUUUGCUGUGGUUCUGGGAUUGAUUUGCACUUUUAGCACCAAACUACAUUCAUCUCUUAGAGACAGAAUGCGUCUCUUUCCUGAGCGGUAUGAUGGCUGCGUGGUCCCAUGGUGUUUAUACUUGUGUACUAUUGUUUGUACAGAUGAACAUGGUACCUUCAGGCAUUUGGAAAUUGCUCCUAAGGAUGAACCAGACAUGUGGAGGUCCACAAUUUUGGUUUCUGAGGUCUUGGCUAAUUUCUUUUGAUUUUCCAAUGAUGUCAAGCAAAGAGGCACUGAGUUUGAAGGUAGGCCUUAAAAUACAUCCACAGGUACACCUCCAGUUGACUCCAAUUAGCCAAUUAGCCUAUCAGAAGCUAACUGGCUAAUUUCCUAAAGGCUUGGCAUCAUUUUCUGGAAUUUUCCAAGCUGCUUAAAGGCUAACUUUGUUAACUUAGUGAAUGUAAACUUCUGACCUACUGGAAUUGUGAUAUAGUCAAUUAAAAGUGAAACAAUCUGUCUGUAAACAGUUACUGGAAAAAUUUCUCAUGUCAUGCACAAAGUGGAUAUCCUAAACAACUUGCAAAAACUAUAGUUUGCUGAUAUGAAAACUGUGGAGUGGUUAAAAAAUUUUUUUAGUUUUGUUUUAAUGACUUCAACCUACAUGUAUGUAAACUUCUGACUUCAACUGUAGGUCAGUCCCAGAAAUAAUAUUAUUCAUAGUGGAAAAAAAGAGCAUGCUUGCACUGCUUGUAAAUUAGUAUGUACUUUUAGCAUAUUCAUGUCUCUUUCACACUUUCUGUAAAAAUGAUCUGAGAGCCAAAAUGGAGAAUAUAAGGAUAUUUUUUAAAUGUGGAUAACCAAUAAAUGGAAUGUUUGUUUUAUAUGGGCUGACUGACUAAAUGUUUUUUUCCGAUUGACUAAAUGUUUUAAACAAAUGUAACUAGAUACAAACCAUGUGCACAUACUGUUCAAGUAAAAGUAAGUACUUAAA